AACCGCCAACGUCUCGCCUUCAAAGUACCAGCCACGGAUUUUCGCUCAUUUUCCAUUUAGCCUAAAUGGCGCAAGACGCCGCAAGUCCCCGUCGCCAUCGGCGACGGCGCAGUCGCAGCAAAAGUCGCUCAUCGCGUCGCCACUCAUCAUCAUCUCGCCGCAAACGCUCGCGCUCUCGCUCGCUGUCGUCGCGCAGUGCGUCGAGCGACGCGUCUCGCUCCAGAUCGCGAUCUCGGGAGCGGCGCCGCUCGUCCAAAUCCGGCGACAGACACCGUCGCAAACGCUCCAAGACGGAGCGGAGAGAGCGACGCCGUUCGCCAUCGUACUCGCGCUCCAGAAGCCGCUCGGAAGGCAGACGUAGCAGCUACAAGAAGAAGAGAGACAGAAGCCACCGAAGCGGGCGGAAGAGCAGCAGGCGUAGUAGAAGCAGGAGCGAGACGAGAGCGGAAGCUUCGAGACGUAAGAGAUCCGAGUCCAAGGAGGAGAUUAAGAAACACAACGAGGUUAAGAAUGGACACGCUGAGCAUGCGAAGCCUCAAGAGGCCGCAGCUACGAAGAGUAGUGGCUCUAGCUCCGAGAAGAAGAGAGCAGCUAAGGAUCCCCCUGCAGUCACUGCGCCAACAGCUAGUGCGACGUUGAAGAAGUUCAAGUUCGGUGGUAUCUCGCUGAAGCCUGGUAACCAGAAGAACGUGGUGAAGAAGAAACCUGCCGCUUUCUUUAAUUCACUGAGUGAAGAUACAAAGCCACCGCUUAAUGACGAGAAGGAGCCUACCAAGAAGCAGAAAUUUCUUCUUGAAGAGCAGAAACAAGAAGAGAAAGCCAAAUUUCUUGCAGAGGAGGACGCAGUGCCCAAGCAACUGGAUUUAAACACUGAAGAAGAGGAAGAGAAGGGUGAGACGCCCGAGGAGCGCAAAAAGCGGGAAGAGGAGGAAGUAAAGCAACGCGAACGAGUGCAGAAAGUUGUGGAGGAAGUGGAUCCUCUGGACGCCUAUAUGGCUGGACUGGUGGACGCAUCAGCACGCGCUAACCCCGCUGCUAAUGUGAUCUCGCAGUCGGAAAUCGAAGCAAAGGGUAAAAUCAAUAUUUAUGGCACAUUCUUGCCGCCCGAUGCAGCAGAACAAGCGACUACAGUUACGACUACGCCGUCUGCAGAUACUCAAACGUCGACUAGCGUUGUCAACGAGACGCCUGAAGAGCGUGAAGCUCGGGAGGAACGUGAACUCAAGGAAUUUAUGCGUGCAAUUAAAGAGAAACGUAAACAAGAAGAGAAUAAUACUAACAGUGGUACGGAGGCUGCAGUCGCUACUGGUAAUGGAGCAGGACCAGAAGAUCUGGCGGUAAAGCAAGAUACAGGGCGUAUCUACCAGGGCUUUGAAGAAGAUAUUAUCGGUGAAGACUCGGAGCUGAUGGAUCAGCGCUCAGCUCUCGAGAUUCUUCAGGAUCAGCAAAAGAAGAAGGAGAUUAAGCCUGUGGAUCACUCCAAGAUGAAUUACCUUCCGUUCCAGAAGAAAUUUUAUGUGGCUCCUAAGGAAAUCAAGGAUUUAUCGGAAGAAGAUAUGGAAGCACAGCGUAAGGAGUCUGAAAUCAAGGUUCGAGGCAAGAAUUGUCCGCGUCCGUUGCAGAAAUGGACCCAAUGUGGUUUCAGCGUCCGCAUGCUGCAGCUGAUCAAGAAGCACGGCUACGAGGAGCCGUUUGCUAUCCAAAAGCAAGCGCUUCCUGCGAUCAUGUCUGGACGUGAUGUCAUUGGCAUUGCGAAAACAGGUUCAGGCAAGACUUUGGCGUUCCUGCUCCCCAUGUUUCGUCAUAUUCUCGCUCAACCUCCUUUGCAAGAAAACGAAGGUCCAAUUGGAAUCAUCAUGGCUCCUGCACGAGAACUUGCUCAGCAGAUUUACGUGGAAGCUCGUAAGUUUUCGAAGGGCCUUGGAUUGCGCGCCACUGCUGUGUACGGAGGAUCAUCAGUCUCGGAGCAAAUUGCCAACUUGAAGCGUGGAUCAGAUAUUGUGAUCUGUACGCCAGGACGAAUGAUCGAUAUUCUGUGCAUGAGUGCUGGAAAGAUGGUAUCUCUGCAGCGGGUGACGUAUGUCGUGCUAGAUGAAGCUGACCGCAUGUUUGACAUGGGCUUCGAGCCGCAGAUCACGAAGAUUAUGAUGAACAUUCGCCCAGACCGACAGACACUGCUGUUCUCCGCCACUUUCCCUCGCUCGGUGGAAUCUCUGGCCCGGAAAGUGCUGAAGAAACCUGUGGAAAUUACCGUGGGCACACGCAGUACGGCAUCAGGCGAUAUUACGCAGUAUGUUGAAGUCCGUGAAGAAGACGACAAGUUCAUGCGACUCCUGCAGCUUUUGGGUUUGUGGUACGAGAAGGGAAAUAUCCUAGUGUUUGUGAACAAACAGCAAGCUUGCGACCAAAUCUUUCAAGACUUGAUGAAGGCUGGAUAUCCAGCGCUCUCAUUACAUGGUGGCAAAGAUCAGGUGGAUCGGGACUACACAAUCGAUGACUUUAAACGCAAGGUGCGAACCGUAAUGGUUGCGACUUCUGUCGCUGGUCGAGGUCUUGACGUGAAGGAUUUGGUUCUUGUCAUCAAUUACCACUGUCCUAAUCACAUGGAAGACUACGUUCAUCGCGUCGGACGAACCGGACGAGCUGGCCGAAAGGGAACAGCCUACACCUUCAUCUCUCCAGAUGAGGAGGAGUAUUCAGUGGAUCUUGUCAAAGCAUUAGAAAACGCUAAACAGAUUGUCCCGCCUGAACUGACAGCACUUGCAGAAGGGUUCACAGCAAAGGUUAAGCGCGGUGAAGCUAGAUAUCACGGCAGUGGGUUCAAAGGCAAAGGCUUCACAUUCGACGAGACGGAAAGAAAUGAGACCCAGCGCACAGCAGACCUCCAGCGACGCCAAUAUGAACUGGACCAGGGCAUUCUUGUUGAGGUACGAUACUUUCAAGCUCAAUUCGACCAAUUAUAUUGACAAUGCUAUGCUCUUAUGUUUGUAGGAUUCUGGUGCUGCCGACGACGAUGAUGAUGAAGAGCCGAGCAAAGAGAACACCGCUAACACAACUGACAAACCGUCUGUGCCUGCUGGUCAGAAGGCGAUGCCUAUCGAUGGCGAGGCUAUGUCUGCCUUCAUCAAGGCGCAGAAAAUUAUCCAGAAUCUGGAUUUGAAGUACAAGGGGAACGGUUCUGGAGAGAACCACUUCGUCGAAGAGCUUGAAAUUAAUGAUUAUCCUCAGCAAGCUCGAUGGAGAGUUACCCAGAAGGAAGCAAGCGACUCAGUGGCGGAGCUCACUGGUGCUGCUGUUAUUGCGCGAGGAUCGUAUAUUCCUGCUGGGCGGAAGCCCAAUCCAUCAGAACGGAAACUUUACCUGGCUAUCGAGGGACCAACUCAAGCUUCGGUCAUCGAGGCCAGGCGAGAACUGCAACGCAUCUUGGACGAAACCACGAUGCAGGUCGGUCUGGGUGGCGACAAAUACGGAAAGUACAGUCUGUAAUACCACAGGCAGGUAAGGAGGAGAGACUUACAAAAUCUAGCAAACGAUCUUGCGAGUCUCAUUAGUCUUGCUUCUCCUGCAAUUGAUUUUCUUCGUAGCCAAACAAUUUCGUGGAAAUGGAUACAAUCGACAUCAUGAGAUUGUAUGAAGCCUUGACAAUUCUAAGCCGCAACGCCGAGGCGCAACCCAUCGAGACACCAUAUAUCGACAGGCGCUUCAACGGGUAAAUCCAGCUCCUGUAAGUUUAGACUGGUGAUGUCGGGUGCCGACAUCUGACUAAACACGUGCGCAUCCUGGGAAUGUAGUGUCAACGUCGGGUAAAGCUCGCUCCUCGAAGGGACCGGUAAUGUAAACUCCAUCACGCGAUUAUUACUGUCCCGAAGCGCAAUCCCGUCAACAGUGAAGCGCACAAAAGCUUCACCGAUGGAUGAUCCAGCAUCGCCCGAGCCUGUCGAGGACGAAGAGUCUGAUGGCUGAGGCGCAUUUCCAGUUGAUGCACCCGUUGUUUCAUCCUCCUGAUGAUCAACUACCUGGGCCAGAACUCCAACUGUUGACUGGAAACCAUACUUUCGGCCGACUCCAAUGGAACGCCGCCUCUCCGAUCCUACAAGCACGUGCCCGGCAGAAUAGAAUCCUAUCUGUAUCAAUAGCAAGUUAGCUCAAGCCCACUACGCCGUCAACAGCAGCUAAGGCACCUACCGAAUGCUUUGAGGCUCCAACGAGUGUGUUUAAUGGCAUCAGGCGCGUAGAUAACCCGAUACAGACGCUUGCAUCGAUGCCAGCUCGGUCAUUAGGAUUGGCCGAACUUGUGCCCGCGGAACCACCCGACAGAAAAGAUGAUCCACGCGCUAAUUGAGACGAAGCCUCUAACCUGGAAGCAUUCUGGUUCGCACCACGAGCAGGUGUCCGCCCUUGCUGCAGCGUCAUUUCAAAGUACACAAACCGAUUCUUCUGCAGCGGCACAGAAGCGCGCACACUGCGGUACAUGCCUGUGCCAACCUUGGACGCACAAUGGCGACCACAGGAUAAAUAAAUAUCUUCGUGACAAUCAUGCGCAUUGAAUCGUGGCACACGCAGCCCACGAUCACCGGUUAACGUCGCCGCACGCUCCUGUCGUAGUUGAUCGCGUGCUUGGUAUAACACGUCGUCGGAGAAAUUAGAAAAUGCCAGCUGCACACGCUUGCGCGCCAAAGGCGACACUGGGAUGGACCGCGGCGUCGCGGAACUCAGGUGAGCAUAGCUUGAAGUGGUCUCCUCCUGGGCUCGACUUUGACUACCACUACCAAUGCUGCCGUCGCUGGUAGAUCUGCUCGAAGACGCAGUUUGCACGGUAUCUGGCGGUAACCGAACCGUAGCUUCAAACGAAUGCAGCGGGAUCUGAAAAUGCAUGACGCGCCGUAUCCUCCGAUCGAUAUUGGACGGUACCAUGCACUCUUUCUCCCUGUACUCCAGUACCACCGCCGUCACUGUCACAAUAAAUACAUAACUCAUUAGAAAUCUCAUCAAUACCAUAACCAGCUCAUCCCACGCAACGUACAGCUCGGAUCAGC
Phytophthora nicotianae INRA-310 is the source of this 5036-nucleotide messenger RNA. RefSeq lists its product as hypothetical. Lineage: Eukaryota; Oomycota; Peronosporomycetes; Peronosporales; Peronosporaceae. The record is from RefSeq and is a predicted model, not a curated record. Gene Ontology annotation, molecular function: RNA binding; RNA helicase activity; ATP binding. The coding region runs from base 66 to 2966 and encodes 966 amino acids. The transcript has 5 exons.